AGAUCAUUCGUUGUUAUUAGAAAAAGCAAGCUUACCUUACGAAUAUUUAGAUACCUGGGAUAAAUUUGAAGAUGAUUGUUUACCUCCUAUCGAUGCUUUUAACUCAACUUUAACAGGUAAAAAUAUUUCAGAAGAGAUUUACUUGAGAUUAAAACAGAUAUGGGUAGAUUUUGAAUGUAAAAACCUUGGAGAUUUUCAUGAUAUAUACUUACAACUUGACGUUGCCCUUUUAACAGCAAUUUUCGAAAAUUUUCGAAGUAUGAGUUUGAGAGAAUUCGGGUUAGAUCCUACACAUUUUUGGUCGACUCCUGGUUUGACUUGGGCAGCAGCAAUCAAAUUUACAGAAGCAGAAAUUGAUCACAUAAAUGAUAUAGAUAUGGUAUUAAUGAUAGAGAAAGGUAUUAGAGGAGGAAUUUCUUCUGCAAUGAAAAGACACGCUGUUGCAAAUAAUCCACUCUGUCCUGAGUAUAAUGAAGAAGAGCCUAAUUCAUUCAUCACAUAUCUUGAUGUCAACAACUUGGUUGAAAAAAGUGAAUACCAGAGUGUUCUGAAUGAAAUUACAAGUGAUAAAACAAAACAUGGUUAUAUUAUCGAAGUCGAUCUCGAUUACCCAAAAGAACUACAUGAUUGGCAUGAUGAUUAUCCCCUUGCACCAGAAACAAUAUCAAUUUGUGAAAAUCAAUUGAGUGACUAUCAAACAAAAUUGGUAAAGAAGCUAGAAAGCUGUGGGAAUAAAAGACUUAUGUCUCCUAAACUUAUUCCGAAUCUUUUUAACAAGAUUAAAUAUGUUACACAUUAUAGGAAUCUGCGAUAUUACAUGUCAAAAGGAUUAUUAUUGAAGAAAAUCCACAGAAUAUUACAAUUUGAAGAGAAGCCAUGGUUAAAACCAUACAUUAUGCUAUGCACAGAAAAGAGACAACAAGCAAACAAUGCUUUUGAAAAAGACUUUUGGAAAUUAAUGAUAAAUUCUCUUUAUGGUAAAAGCAUCGAAAAUAAACGGAAACAUUGUGAAGUCAAAUUUUUAGCCGAUAGAAAAGCUGUAUUCAAAGCUACAAGAGAACCUCUUUUUGAUCAAUUCUGCAUUUUGGAUGAGAAUCGAGCGAUUGCUAAACUACGGAAAUCAAAAGUUAUAUUGGACAAACCAAUAGCCGUCGGAUUCUCUGUGUUAGAAUUUGCUAAAUUGUAUAUGUACCAAUUACAUUACGAUACUUUCAAAGCAUAUUACGGACGCAAUUUAAGUUUAGUUUACACUGAUACUGAUAGUUUUAUUUAUCAUAUAAAAACGGAGAAUCUAUACAAUGAUUUAAAAUAUUUCGCUAAUAUUAUGGAUUUUUGUGAUUACCCUAAAAAUCAUUCGCUCCAUAGUGAAGAGAAUAAAAAAAAGUUAGGCUACCUGAAAGAUGAAACUAAUGGAGAUCCAAUCAUAGAAAUAAUAGCCCUCAAAUCUAAAAUGUAUUUGAUAAGAUCUGUAAACAGUGAACGCAAAACAGCAAAAGGAGUACAAAAGCAUGUAGUAAAAUCACAAAUACUCCAAGAUGACUAUCUGAAUUGUUUGUAUGAUGAAAAGUUAUAUAAACACACGAAUCAUCGGUUACAAAGUAAAAACCAUAAAAUUAAAGCUAUCUCAACUGAAAAAAUAUCAUUAAGUCCAUUGGAUGAUAAGCGUUGGGCUAUCGACAACGUUAACACUCACGCAUUUGGACAUUAUCAAACAACUCAUGAAAAUUAG
Messenger RNA from Tetranychus urticae (two-spotted spider mite), 1729 nucleotides. NCBI's taxonomy places the organism in Eukaryota, Metazoa, Arthropoda, Arachnida, Trombidiformes, Tetranychidae. The record is from RefSeq and is a predicted model, not a curated record.